AUAAAGGAGAGAAGCCUGAUGAGGCUGUUGUAGGGGGUGCAGGGUGAAGAGAAGGUGGGAAACAGGCACUGCUUAUGGCUGUGGCAGACAACCAGACACCCUCAACUACAGACUGAAUCACCACAUGAGCUUCCCUAUGACACAGCCUUACAAGACAGGAGGGCUUUGUGAUGCAGUCUGGGAGCCUGGUUCCGUCCUCUGUGAGGCAAACAUGACAAGGCCUGGCAUUGGAAGCCAUUAAACACUAGAACUCUGAACGCCUAGAUAGAGGGAUGGCUGGUCUCCUCAUGCUUAUGAGGUUUAGACCAUGUUGAGCUCUACUUUUGUUCUGGAGGACAUUGGAUAUUGCUUAUAUACCUAUGGAUCCAUCUUAUUUAUUUUCCUAAUUCUCUGGCAACUGAGAAGGAGUUACUGUGGAUUGAAGUUGGAACCUAAAAGGAGUUGCUGCCGGCGUCACCGAAAAGUCAGGCAGAGGGCCAGAGAUGCAGCAUCAAGAGCUAGGAGACUUUCCCAGGAAGAAGCUGAGAAGCCGUGGGAGCUGAUCUCAGUCAUGAAAAGCCAGGGCUGGCUUCCUGGGGAUCGAAGUGUGAGGCGGCUCCUGUGUGAAGACCCCUGUUGCCAAACCUGCAAUGCCCUGGCUCUGGAAAUUCACCAGUUACUGGCUGGGGAGAGUAACCAGGUUUCUGCCACUCUAUCAGGGACAUCGCAGGGUUCUUCUUGUUUGGAGAUUUUGUCCAUAUCUAGUGUAUCUUUUGAGCAGAGUCUGGAGAUUCAUUCUGAUCACUCUGAAGAGCUCUCACCACCAGCAUUGGUAGCCCCCAAACUGGCACAAGCAACAGAGGCCAAAUACUUAACCCAGUCAGCUGUCCAAUCAACCAGUGCAGCCAGCAUCCAAGAAUACUGGGCUGAUUACCUCCAGCUAGAGCAGGAAUUUCAAGUACCAGAGAUGAUCUUGGGCCCAGAGACUAUGGCUUCUUCAGUGCUGGAGGAAACUAGAGUUCCAGAGAACCAGCAGGAGAUGGUGGAGAUUAUUUCCACCCAAGUCCAUGAUUGUCAAACUCUGCAGCCUUUGAAUUCCCAGGUCUCUUUAAUGACCCUAAAUCCAGAGAUCACCACUCUGAAACAUCCCAUGGCCUUGCAAAUGGUACCCCAUGCCUACCUGCCAUUCCUUAGUCCUGAAGCCCUAAGGCUUCUUGAGAUACAUGUGAAAAAGUGGAUGCAUUUUCAGAGAUGGGGGCUCCCUAGACGUGUGGAGGAGUCUCUUCGGCAACUUAUGCCAAAUCCACCAGUCAAUUACCAGCCUGAAAAUAAUGAACCGGUUUCUUUCAUCUUGAAUAAUGCAUCUCAGGUCUCUGUUAAUGGCUUUGGAACCAUUUGCCACGAGGCCUGGUGUUCAUGUACCGCUGGCCAGCCUACCCAGACAUUCUGGGUUUCUGAAUGGUCCAUAAUGGACCCAGAACAAAGGCAACACUGCCACCAAUUUCCACACCCUAUGGCCUUAGCAUUAGCCUCUCCAGCAACUAAAGAUCCAAGUGGCUUCCAUCCAUUCCUUGGUGAACAGGAUAAUGAUUCAGGAGUCCACCUGAAACAGAAAUACAGCCAACUAUUCUGUGGCCUCCCUUCCCUGCAUAGUGAGUCUCUGGUUGCCACUUUCUUGGGUUCUCAAGGCCUCUCUGAGAAUGAAAACAUGUCUAAGCCCUCCUUGAAGGAUCCUUUUCUCAUCAAGGAGUAUUCUCUCCUCCCUCUGAUGCCAAAAACUACACCCCAGUCAUGUGCACCCUCUUCCCCACCUUCCCCAAAUUGGGUGGCUCCAUCUGACCAUCAACAAGCUCAGUUCAACGUCCCAUUUCUGACUCUGGCUGAGUAUGAAACCUUGGAAUGCCACCUGCUGCAGAGGCAGCUCCAGCUUCAAUGGGGCUUGCCGGCUGCCUUCCGGAAAUCUCAGCAUGCCCAGAGCCCCAAGCAGUAUGAGUCCUAUGGCAAAGCCCACUCUCCAGAGCCUCUGAAAACUUGCUGGUCGGCAAAGCCUGUCUCAGUCCUCACCAGGGAACUGCUCUUCUUCCCGGAAAAUGCCCGGAGGAUGUUGGAAUUCCAUCUCCAGAAGCAGCUGAUUCACCACCGCUGGGGUCUGCCCCAGAAGAUCCAGCAGUCCAUCCAAUUGCUCCUUUCCUCCACUGACCAGCAGGCGCUGGCCUGCAGCAGCGAAGAUCUACCCGAUGAGAGUGCACCCCAGACCAUAGCCCUAGACACCAACAGGGCCGGUGACCUGCUCUCACCCAUUGUGACCCCAGUAUUGAUCCCCAUGCCAUACUUGUUCACGCAGGCCAAGGCAAUGUUGCACAGCCACAUCAACUCUAAGUGUGCACAGAUCCAACAGGGCAAGGUUCCUGCGCGUGUCUAUAACUCCUGGAACUGCAGAAUUCCUGGGGGCCUGGCAGUGGUUCCCUUUUCCUGCAUUCCAGAAGUCCAGCCCCUGGAGCUGCAGGAAGCAACUGACCCUGACCCACAUCACGAAGUCAUAUCCUGGAUGCCAAUAGAGCUUGAGCCACAGCAACAGGCCCUACCACGUCCUGUCCCCAGACGCCGUAAGCUGCCCCAAGCCCUGUCUGAGGAAGUCAUUGAGAAACUGGAGACGACUUUACGGCACAAGUACCUGGCCUUCCUGUCGGGGCUGUCUGCUCUUUAUUAUGUGGCUCUCUCCAGGGCCACGUCCCCAGCCAUCACUAGCCAAUCUAUAAUCACAGAGGUGGUAUCUGGGCCUAUCGAAAUCCCAGCAGAGCCUCCAACUCAGAUGAUUUCAUUUCAACAACUAGGUUUGGAUUUUGGGCCGUGCUUUCCAGAUGACAACAAGACUUGUAUAAACACUGCAGAGGAGCUCCACAUUGAACAGCAAGAAGAAGAAAUGAUGGAGAUGGUGCUUCUAGAAAACCAGCCACAACCUGCUAACCCCUACUCAAUCAAGACGCAUAUCUUGACCAAACUAAACUUCCACCUGAGAAAAAAGAUCUUAGAGAUACAGUUGGGAAUUCCUGCCAGGGCAAGGGAGUCCAGGGAAGAAACUGCCACAAAUCCAGAGAACAUGUACCUCCAAGAGUCUCUUGGGAAUCUCAACAACCAAGAAAACGCGUUGCUCCAGGAACCACCCAUCCCACCAGACACGCUUCCCGUCCUAGAACCAGAAUGGGUCCUCUUUAAGGAGCAGCUGGCCACUGAGUUGAAGGCAAUGCAGCAGAACCCAAAGCAACCUACUUGCAAAGAAGUGCCCCACGGUUCUGCCCCCUGGGCCUCCAGGAUCUCACAGCCCACUGGGGACAUGACGGAGACCCAGGUGCUUUGUGUUCAGGUGGAGGCCAGUGAGAACAACCCCAGCCUAGAGGAAUCCUGGAGCCCUGAGCCCCAAAGCCUGGGCAAGAACAAGGACUCAGCCCCACUCCGCAUGAUGCCUAAGAAGAGAGAGGACUCAGGGACACUCAAAGGAGCAGGAGACCAUGGGGAAGGAGAUGCAGGGCUUGGGCCCUCCUUACCCAGAGAAGAAAGACAUUCUGUUGAAGAGCAGAGGCCAGCAGGGAUGCCUCUGAACAGGACACCUCGAGGCUCCUGGCGACGGAGCCAUAGCUUUCAUUUUGCUGAUCCCUGUCAACACAGACCCCAGAAUCACCCUCAGCUUAAGGCCCCAGAGCUGCCUCCAGGAGUCUCUGCGGCAAAAGCAUCAGAGAAUGACCUGCAAGCUAGUCACACCAAGCUUAAUGUUAUUCUCCAACCAGCAAGGAUUCUUGAGAAUGCCCAGCCUGUGCUGGCCCAGGCUCCCCAUAGCCAGCCUCUCCGAGGCCAACUGAUUCAGGGGAAAGCUUUGCAGGGCCACACGUGGCAAAGUCUGCUUUUUGAGGGGCAGGUGAAGCCAGCCCACCCGCACAAGAGGCCCAGCCCUCCAGAGGCCAGCUUGUUAAAUAAGAUGAAAUCCUUUCUGUAUUCUUUUAACUCCAAGACGAAAGGCAAAGGGUGUUUGGAAUCCACAUUUUCUGCAGCUGAGAAAGUGGCCAAAAGCAGAAAAGAGAAUGCUGAGAAGAGCCUGGCUCCAGCCAGAAGCCCCAAGAGGAGAACUAAGAUGGACAAGCCAGCAGGGCACCCCAAGGGCCAAUCAUGCCCCACGGAGAAGCUGGGGGGCUCGGCUUUCCUGAGGGUUUCCCAUUCCCCAGACACUAAGCUCCGGCUGCGCUCCCAACACCAGGGCUCUGCCUCAGUCCCAGCCCUUCCCCGCCAUUGCCCUCGGCACUGUCCUCGAAUGGCCCGUGCCACCCAACCAGGGAACACUUUUAGCUCCCAGCCCUACCUCAGACCGAAACACUGGUCUGCCCACGAGGAUGAGAAGUAAGAACCUAUAGGUGCCCCCAAUCCCCACAUCCGUUGAGGAGGACUGCUAUUGUCAUUUCCAUUAAGGCACAGGUGGGAAGAGCCCCACCCAAAAUAUACUCUAUGUGUCUAAGCCAAGGGUUGUCUGUCUCCUCCUUGUCUCCAUCA
This is a messenger RNA of Lepus europaeus (European hare), 4518 nucleotides long. RefSeq names its product protein SPATA31F1-like. Lineage: Eukaryota; Metazoa; Chordata; Mammalia; Lagomorpha; Leporidae. The transcript is spliced from 4 exons. Bases 308 to 4372 code for a protein of 1354 amino acids. The record is from RefSeq and is a predicted model, not a curated record.